This is a messenger RNA of Ectocarpus siliculosus, 6150 nucleotides long. Lineage: Eukaryota; Phaeophyceae; Ectocarpales; Ectocarpaceae. The record is from the annotation of a GenBank genome assembly.
AUGGCGGAGGCCGCUAAGGUCCGAGUCGGCGUCAGGGUGAGGCCCCUGCUGCCGCGGGAGGUGGAGAAAGAUGCCCCUCAGGUCAUCUCCCACCCUUCGGAGAAGCAGGUGCUGAUCGACAACGGCAACGGCAACGCGGCUCCGCACCGCUUCACCUACGACCACGUGUUCCCGGUGCACGCCAGCCAGAGGGACCUGUACGCGAGCACGGCGGCGCAGAUGCUGCAGCCGUUCCUUGACGGCUACAACGUCACCAUCCUAGCGUACGGGCAGACGGGGUCAGGGAAGACGUACACGAUGGGUUCGGAGUGCGGCACCACCGACAAGUACGACGACGAACGGCGAGGCCUCAUCCCCAGGUUCCUGUACGACAUGUUCAUGAACCUGAACGCGGAUGUCGCUCACCGGCUGGAGGCUACGACGACGGCAAGCUUUCUGGAGAUAUACGGAGAGGACGUGUACGACCUGCUUAGCGACGGCCAUGCCCCCGGCACCAAGCGCGCUUCUCUUCCGGUCCUGGAAGACAAGACGGGCGUGUUUGUGAACGGGCUCAGCCAGGUGCCGGUGCUGGGCUGGGAGGCCGCCCUCGACGUCCUGAGCCAGGGCGUGCUCAACAGGACCACCGCCUCCACCCUCAUGAACACCGUCAGCAGCCGCUCUCACGCCGUGUUCACCAUCACCUUGACCCAGACGCUCAAGGAGGAGGCCGAUCCCGAGGGAGAACCUCAGACCGUUACCUCGAAGCUUACCUUCGUGGAUCUCGCCGGUAGCGAGAGGCUAGGUAGGACCGGUGCUGAGGGCCAGCGGAAGAGGGAGGGCAUCCAGAUCAAUCAGGGUCUUCUUGCUCUGGGUAACGUCGUGAACGCCCUGGGAGACGAUCGGUCUGACAAGAAGACCACACACGUGCCGUACCGACAGUCGAAGCUUACCAGGCUACUGCAGGACGCCCUCGGGGGCAACAGCCAGACCCUCUUCAUCGCCUGCGUUAGCCCGGCGGCGGACUCGCUCAACGAGACGGUGGCUGCCCUGCACUACGCUAACCGCGCCCGCAACAUCAAGAAUCGCGUGAUCAAGAAUACGGACGGAGCGAAGGAGGAGCUGAAGAGGCUCCGCAGUACAGCCGCCGCCCUCCAGCUGGAGCUUGUGUGGGAGCACUUCCGGCUAGGUGGAGGGGGGCCGAAUGCCCCCAUGGCGGGAGCGGAAGGGGGGGGAGAGGGGGGGGGUGACCCCGAGGCCACCGGCGGGGCCGCCGGGCUUGGACUGAGCCCAGACGCACAGGCCGAGGAGGUGUUGGGGAGGGAGGAGGUGAAGAACUAUCUCAAGGUGGUUAAGGCGAGAGUCGCUGACCUCGUCCGGAAGCGCCAGACCGCGGGGGUGCCCCUCCUGCUGGGCGGCGGCAAGGGGGGGGACGGCGGAGUGCGCUCUGGUGGGGGUACCGAGGACGCUGGCGGGGGGGUUGGUCCUCUUGAGGGCGAAGAGUUGGAGCACGAUCCAGAGGAGGAGCUGGCGGUUUUGGACCAGCUUAUCGAGUGGCAGAGGCAGACAGGGGAGUACGGGGACGCAGCCAAGGAGCGGUUCGACAUGCUGGUCGGGAAGAUCGGGGACCUCGAGCAGGAGAAGCUUACCCUACUGGAGACCAUGAAAAACGCCACGACGCCGAACGGUUCCGCCAAGGAGUCGAGCAGGGGUGGGGGGGGUGGGGGUGGAAGGGGCACCGCGGAAGCUCUUAGAGAGCGCCUGAAGGGCGUGGAGAGUCAGCUGGCAUCACUGGGAGCCCAGAAGAAGAAGCAGGAGCGUGCCGUCAUGCUCCUCAAGAGGGAGGCCAAGAAGUGCGAGGACCUGCAGGAGGGACUCGGCCAGCUCAAGCGCCAGAAGGUUGUGCUCCAAAAGAGGCAGCAGGAGGCGGCAAAGCGGCACCGGGAGUACGAGCAGCGGAUGUCGAGGGAGAUUCAGGCCAUGCGCAAGAAGAACAGCAAGGACCUCCGGUCGAUGAGCAAGAUGGAGCUCGAGGUCCGCAGGCAGAAGGCCGCCACCGCCCGGAAGACCUCUCAGGUUGGCAAGAUGGGCGACAAGCUCAAGAAGACGGAGGAGCACCUGCUGCGGCUGCUCGCCCUGAGGAAGCAGCAGGGGACUGCCGAUCGAGCGAGGGCCCGCGGCGCUGGCGGCGCCGGCAGGCGGCUAGCGGCGGCGACGGCGGCGUCCAGCAGCAAGGAGAAGGCCACCACCGGAGGCCGAUCCGAGAAGGCGGCCGCCGCUGCCGCAAGCGCCGCUGCCGAGGUCGGCGAAGCCAGGGUCUCUGCGGCGAAGCACCUCCUGGACCAGGCCAUCGCUUCCAAGGUGGAGCGGGCGUCUCUCCGGCAGGACUUCUCGAACAAGAUUCGCUCGUACGACGAGCGGACCUCGCAGCAGGUGUGCAACAUCGGCAUGCUGAGGGACUACCGCGCGCAGCUACGGGAGCUCAAGGCCACCGUCAAGCAGGAGGAGGCUGGUGGUGGCGAUGCUGCUGGCGAUGCUGGCGCUGAGAACGUCGACCCGGGGGCAACGCGAGGCGGCCGCUCGUUCGGGAGCACGGGCGGCAAGGGUCAGAAGAAGGCGGGAGGAGUUCCGGUAGCCGGGAGGCCGUCGUCAACAUCGUCGUCUAUCGGUGGUGACAUGGACACCCUUGACGGCCAAAGGGCUGUACUUGAGGCCCUCAUACAGGAGACCGAAAAGGCUGUGGACGAGACGCAGGAGCGACUCGAGAUGGUCGGGGUGGAGCUGGACGACAUGUGCCGUCGCUUGGGCAUGGGUGACAGCUUCCAGGGUCGGAGUACCGUGUGCGACGACGAGAGCACCAGUGUCGACGGCCGCCGCGACGCCUCCGGCCUGGGGCCCCGUGAGUUCAAGGCUCUGGAGGGGCUGUCCCCCGUGGAGGCCCGGCAGCUGGUGACGUCCCUCGUGGAGGAUGCCACCGCCGCCGGAAUAGGGGAUAUGCUUCGUCGUGAGGAGGCGGCCAAGCAGGCGGCUGAAAUGGCGGAGCUCAGGGACAAGAACAAGUCGAUGAAGGACGAGCUCUUCCGCCUGAGCCAGCGCUACUCCAGGAGGAUGUCUAUGAUGAAAGUGGACCACACGCGGGACAUGGUCCGUCUGUCUAUGCUCGACAGCGUGACCGACUCGAACGAUGCCAGCGACGACAGCUCCUCGUGCUUCGGCUCUCUGUCGGGAGUUGUGCCGGAGGAGGAAGGCGUCACGGCGGGGGGGUCGGACGAAGGGGGUCAUCGCACCCCUGCGGGGCCCCCGGCGGAGGUUCUGUCGGACCGGACGGUGGGGCUUGGACCUGUCGCGGCCAACCUGUUCGCUAGCCCGGUUCCCCGUCAUCUCAGCUCCCGGGCGUCUUGGGGAGGGCCGAGACCCAGCCCCAGGAGCGGGAUGCCUCCCAGCGUCCCGAGCCCGAUAAGCUCAAGGGACGCGUGCGAGGCGUCGGCUAACCGCCGGCUCAGCGGGCAGCACAUGGACAACAUCAUGGCCAGGCAGAGGCAGCUCGAGCUCGGGGCGGAAGCUGAGAAGAAGCGGCUCGAAAAGGUGGUGGAGAGGAACCGGGUGCUAAGUCAAGAUCUGCAGAGGGAGCGCGCCGAACGUCAGCGUGUGCAGGCCCGCCUUGUCACGGCAGAGCGGGGCACCGAGGGCGUGGAAGCGGAGAGCCUCAGGGACACCAUCGCCGCCCUCGAGGGCGUGUGGGGAGAGCUGGGCGUGGCGCACGAUCAGCGGCUGGGCUUGAUGGGCGCCGUUGCUUCCGGGGUGCUGCGUGAGGCCGAGGCCCAGCUCGAAGAGGCGAGGGACGAGCGUGUUUCCCUCGGAGCCAAGAUUGGCUCGCUCCGUGAGGACCUGGGGUCCCUGUGGGCCAUGCUCGGGAAGCUGGGCGACAUAGACGCGAUCAACCAGAGCAUCUCCGAUAAGCCCUUGCGCGCACAGGCCGAGGAGCUGUCGAAGCUGGUGCUAUCCGCCAGCGAGGAGGUUAGCGCGGGUGCUGCUCGCAGGGCCAAGCUCAGGUCCGCCGCUUCCGCCGCCGUUCGGGUGCUUGAUCUCCCGAACGAGGACAUCGGGUCCGAGCUGGCCAGGCUUUUGAACGAGUCGAAGUUCACUCUGCCGAGGGCCCUGAGCAGCGACGAAGAGAUGGUGGCCCUUUCACACGGAGACUCCGGGGAGGGCAGUCAGGAGAAGGAGGAUGGUCACGAGAAGCAGGGUUCCGGAUACCUGGUGGGCGGCGAGGCGCUGUCGAGCUUCGAGAGGGAAGUGAGGACUCUGAGGACCAUGCAGGCCGAGGCUCUCGCAGGUUACCACGAGCUACGCGACAAGGCCCGCGAGGCGGUCCUGCGCAUGGAUCUCUCGGCCAACGAGGCGUUCCUGCUGUGCAAGAGCUUCCACGAAAAGGGCUGGGUGCAAGUCGGAGUUGGAGACGGGGAAGAACGUGGGAGCGGCUACGCCGACGGGGGUACCGCAGAUGGUGCUGGCGAAGAGCUAGACGAGGAUGCGCUGGACUACGCGUGUGCCCUCCUGUGCAGGCCCGGGACCACGCACGUUCACGUGUCCCGCUCCCGCACGCAGCACCUGUACAUGGCCUGGUCCGCCCUCAAGCUGGCGCAAGAGCAGCGGAGGUCGGCUAUGAAGAACGCGCAGGCACUAGUGGAGAGGGCCCACCGUGAGUACAUGGCGGCGUCCGUGCCCCCCGCGGUGGCCGCGGCGGUGGCGGAGCUGGAAAAACAGCGGAGGGAGGGAUCCACGGAGCCCCCGCCGCCGGCCUACGAGGCGUUCCUGGAGGGGCUCUCCGAGGACUAUUCCCCUCUGUCCAAGAGCAUCCUCGAGGCCUUCGAAGCCGAGCUCCUGCGCAUCCGCCACGAGUCCUUAGCCGCCGUCUCCCGGGCGGGCGAGGGUAUCGAGGCCAACCGGGCCACCCUCCGUGAGGCAGGCGGGGGCGCGGCCGCUAAGGGAAAGCGUGCGUCGGAGCUUACCGCCUCUCCGGCCAAUACCCGUGGCCGCAAUAGCAGCGGCAGUAAUGCCUCUCCGUCGUCGUCGAAGGUGGCGGAAGGCCGGGAGGGUGGGGGGUUGGGGGGGGCUGACCUUUCCCCCGUGUCGAUGCUGAGGAUGGUGGACGGUCACCCGGGGACGGAGGAGUGGCUCAAGGAGGUAUCGUCCAACAUUGUGGAGGUGUGGGAGGGCACCCGCGAAGCGCUGACUUCCCUAGCCGUGGACACUGUUCUCUCCAGCUCGCUGGAAAGGAGGGUCACGGCUCUCGAGGGUGUUCGAGCAUCCGACCAAGACAUAUGCCAGCUGGCCCAGAGGAUGGCGGAGCUGCAGUCGACGCUUGAUCCCGCCCGCCUGAGCAAGAGGAACAAGUCUUCGACGCAUCUCUUGGACGCGGAGAAAAACAGGAACGCUUGCCAAGCGGCCUACAUGCGGGCGCUCAAGCGGCUCAAGGAGCAGCUCAAGCACUGGCGCGAGGCGUGCGGCUGCGGCUUCGACCCGAGCUUGCUCAGCGACGUCGCUCGUCAGGCUCUCAACGACCUUCGCCGGGGGGGUGGCGCCGGUGCGAAGAUCGAGCACAUUCUUCCCCACCUCGACAGCAGCGCCAGCAUCACCACCGGCGGCGGCGGCGGCGGCGGCGCCUCUGCUGCCGGUUCGCGACCGACCAGCCCGGACCUGUUCGGCGGCAAGCAAUCUCCCCGACUGUCGCAAGACCCCGCCGUCGCUCCCCAGCAGCCUGCCGUGGAGGCUACUCCUCCCGCUGCCGCUGCUACGAGGACAUCUCCUCCUCCUCCUCCUCCUCCUCCCGAGGCCACAAGCGGCUCAGCGGCUGGGACCGGUGCCGCCGCCGCCGCCGGGGGGGGCGGGGGUGCAAUGCUCUCGAUCGCGAACCCCAGCCUGGUGGCCUCUUCCGCAGCCGCGCCCAUGUCUGCCAGCAAGCUUAGCGGCGGAGGUGUUCAGUCGUUCCGGGGCAGGGGGGGCGCAUUCGGGAUGCUCCUCCACAAGGUUCAGACGACGCAGUCGUCGGCGGGGGGCUCCGUGUCUGGAAGCGGCAGGGGUGGGGGGGUCGCGGUUGGGCUGGGCUCGGACGGGGCGGGGGUGGUUGAGGAUGACGAGGGGUCUAGUGUUUCUGGCGGGGUCCCGCCGUGA